Molecule: messenger RNA, 1723 nt
Organism: Coregonus sp. 'balchen'
Lineage: Eukaryota; Metazoa; Chordata; Actinopteri; Salmoniformes; Salmonidae
Source: the annotation of a GenBank genome assembly
AUGGCAAAUGACCAUACAGCUACUUUGUAAGUACUGAUCGUUUGGGCAACUAUGGCAGUUCUUUACUUAGCAAUGCUUUAAUGAAAAUCCUCUGAAUGAGUUACUGAUGUUGGCUAUGUGCUUGUCUCUGCAGGUUUAACUUCACCCAUAAGAAGCAGUCUGGUGGUUCUGGGCAGUACGGUAAAGUGAUAGGAGUUCUGGAACCUCUGGACCAAGAGAACUACACAAAAGUGGAGUUUGAAGACCAGACUGUCGGAACCAACAUCCCCAAACAGUUUGUGCCGGCUAUUGAGAAGGUACGCAUGUCUGGCUGUAGUCUGAAAAUCAAAUAGGCCCUUGAGUAAGUGUAAUUAUGAUAUUUAUUUUUUUAAUCCUGUAGCUUAUUCAGAUAAGAGUUCUACUAGAAUUUCUCUCAUACCCCAAGGGUGGGCAAACUUUUUGGCUCGAGGACCACAUCGGGAUUUCGAAAUUCAACAGAGGGCUGCAUAUAUUUUUAUUCUAGUUUCAAAAUCAAUUUGUGGGCUACAAAAAGGGCACUCAUUUGAAAAUAUAUAGGUUCAUUUUAACGUCUACAUUUCUUUUACUCAAACCUCCCCUGGGCCGGAUUGAAUGGGCCUGCGGACCGUAGUUUGCCCACCGCUGUCUUACUCUUUCUCCAUCUCCUCACUCAUCCCCCUCUCCUGCAGGGAUUCAGAGAGGCCUGUGAGAAAGGCCCUCUGACUGGUCACAAGAGCUCAGGCAUCAAGUUCCUAUUGGAAGAUGGAGCGCAUCACAUGGUGGACUCGAAUGAGAUCUCCUUCAUCCGUGCAGGGGAGGGCGGUGGGUGUCAACCAACCAGAAUACACCCCCGUUGUUCUCGCAUAUUUUUCCCUCUAUACCUUUUCUGUGCUUCUCAGCUUUUUGACAAACCUACUGAAUGUGUCCUCUCCUUCCAUCCAUGUCCCUCUUUUGGUAGCCAUGGAGAAGGCCAACGUUGCCGUGCUGGAGACAAUCAUGUCAGUAGAAAUUGUGGCGCCCGAUGAGUUCCAAGGGACAGUCAUCGCCGGGGUCAACCGUCGCCAUGGCGUCAUCAGUGGGCAGGAUGGGGCGGAGGGCUACUUUACGUUGUAUGCUGAUGUGAGUGCAGCUCUGUCCUACUCAUACUUCCUAUGCUUUUUUCUUUCUGCAAAGACAGGAUAGGUUAAACGUCUGUCCAGUCACUAUGUAUUUGAUGGUUAAUCUCCAUUUCCUCUCCCCAGAUUCCACUGAAUGACAUGUUUGGCUACGCCACAGAGCUCCGGUCCUGUACAGAGGUAAGGCACUGGCUGCUCUAGUUGGAUAUCAAGCCAUACAUUUUCAAUGAUAUUGAAUUGAGUUUGUAUUAGCUAAUUUUUUUCAGUUAAUUUCUUUGUACCAAAGUCAUUUCUCAGUCUAUGAUCCUUUCUAUAUGUGUGUUGUGUCCAGGGGAAAGAAGAGUACACCAUGGAGUACAGCAGAUACCAGCCCUGUCUGCCUGGCACUCAGGAGGAGCUCAUCAACAAAUACCUGGAGUCAACGGGACAGCUGCCUGCCAAGAAGGGGAAGUGGAAGAACUGAGCGUGAACAACACACACGCACAAUCACUGAAUUGUAAACACAUUGCAGUACUGCAAUGGAAUGCUCAACAAACACACACAAACAUACAAAGUGCUCAACUGUAAACAUACUGGGCUCUGCCUUACCAAGGUAGGUGUAAUAUAUCGUA